AUGGACAUCCACUGCAAAGCAGACCCCUUCUCCGCCAUGCACAGGCAAGGCGGAGUGAACCAGCUAGGUGGGGUGUUCGUGAACGGCAGACCGCUACCUGACGUGGUGCGCCAGAGGAUAGUAGAGCUGGCCCACCAGGGUGUCAGACCCUGUGACAUAUCCCGACAACUGAGGGUCAGCCAUGGCUGCGUGAGCAAGAUCCUGGGCAGGUACUAUGAGACGGGCAGUAUAAAGCCUGGAGUAAUCGGAGGCUCCAAGCCAAAGGUCGCUACACCCAAAGUGGUGGAUAAGAUCGCGGACUAUAAGAGACAAAACCCCACCAUGUUCGCCUGGGAGAUCCGGGACAGACUGCUGGCGGAGGGCAUCUGCGAUAACGACACCGUCCCCAGCGUCUCCUCCAUAAACAGGAUUAUUCGGACUAAAGUUCAGCAGCAGUACCACCCUUCACCUGACGGAACAUCCCUCUCAACACCAGGACACACUAUAGUCCCCAGCACGGCGUCCCCUCCAGUCUCAAGUGGAUCCGGCGAUCCUGUAGGCUCCUACUCCAUCAAUGGCAUUCUGGGCAUCCCUCGUUCCAACGGAGAGAAGAGGAAAAGAGAUGACGACGGCUCAGAAGGUUCAGGUCAGAACAGUGACUCGCAGGGCAGUGUGGAGAGCCUGAGGAAACACCUUCGAGCUGACGCCUUCACCCAACAACAGUUGGAGGCCCUGGACCGAGUGUUCGAGCGACCAGCCUACCCUGACGUCUUCCCCACCUCAGAGCACGUCAAGCCUGAACAGGCUAGUGAGUAUGCCCUCCCUGCACUGAAUGCAGGACUCGAUGAGGUCAAGCCCAGCCUGUCGUCCAGCAGCUCGUCGGACCUGGGCCCCAGCGUGUCACAAAACUACCCUGUAGUGUCAGGUAGAGAUAUGGCCAACACAACCCUACCUGGCUAUCCACCUCAUGUGCCCCCUACAGGGCAGGGCAGCUACCCGACAUCCACCCUGGCUGGAAUGGUUCCUGGGAGCGAAUUUUCAGGGAAUCCCUACAGUCACCCGCAAUACACAACAUACAACGAGGCAUGGCGCUUCAGCAACCCAGCCUUACUAAUGCAUCCCGAGCCUCUGCCCCACCAGCUGCUGCCGCUGCCUACGACCGCCACUAGUUACCACGGAAACCAAACCAGACACCACACCCACAGCCUCGGACUUCAUGUUGUGCCAGUGUGAGCGGUGCAGUUGAUUGGACGCAGGCCACCUUCCGUACGUCACAUGAUGAAGAGCGGG
Messenger RNA from Colossoma macropomum (tambaqui), 1269 nucleotides. RefSeq names its product paired box 2b (gene pax2b). The coding region runs from base 1 to 1212 and encodes 403 amino acids. Gene Ontology annotation, molecular function: RNA polymerase II cis-regulatory region sequence-specific DNA binding; DNA-binding transcription factor activity, RNA polymerase II-specific. Gene Ontology annotation, biological process: anatomical structure development; regulation of transcription by RNA polymerase II. The transcript has 11 exons. Lineage: Eukaryota; Metazoa; Chordata; Actinopteri; Characiformes; Serrasalmidae. The record is from RefSeq and is a predicted model, not a curated record.